UCCCCCUUCCCCUUAUUCGAACGUUGGACAGGAUCCCGGGUGGCUACACACGAACUCGAUCGGUCGCAUUUAUUCUGGGUGUUUCUUUUUUAUCGUUGCUAUUUUCUUCUUCUCUUACCUCUUCCUUUCAUGGCUGGUAAUCCUUUUUUUUUUUUUUUUUUUCCUACUCAUGUUUUAGCUGUAUUCGGGUUCUGGGCACAGCAUAUGGUAUGGUCCCUUUUCUUCACAUUUGUACUGAUUGUUGCUGGGCUGUUUUGCUCGAUGAAUGUCAUUAUGUGCGUGCCAUUUUCCUCGGGGGCUAUACAUUUACAUGCUUUGAUGCUUCAGAUGCACAUACAUACACAUUUGCGAAAGGAGCACAUCCGUGGCAUGGAUUAUUCACGAUGCGUGGUGGGCUAUAUCUAUGGAUAUCACUGCAACUGCUUCCUUUUUCUUCUCGGGAUAGUCCGGCGUAUGUACGUUUUGCUCUCUUUCUUUCGUAACUAAAAGCAAAAUCCUGGUCGAUCUAUGUUAGUAUCUCUAGAUGGCCGAAACGGAUGAACAUGA
Messenger RNA from Aspergillus neoniger CBS 115656, 546 nucleotides. RefSeq lists its product as uncharacterized. The record is from RefSeq and is a predicted model, not a curated record. NCBI's taxonomy places the organism in Eukaryota, Fungi, Ascomycota, Eurotiomycetes, Eurotiales, Aspergillaceae. The coding region runs from base 130 to 486 and encodes 118 amino acids. The transcript has a single exon.